UUUGGAUCGCUUCCCCUUAAUUUCCCGUGAUGCAUCGCGGUGUUUAGUAGCAGUAAUAUCCCAGUUACUUUUGCACUUAUCUUAUGAAAGUUAUCAAUUAUACACCAGUGGGGUUGCUUGUGCGCUUUUACUUAAAUUUCUGAGUGGUGUUGACGUUAGCUAACGUUUGCUGGAACUGCUAAAGCAGCCCAGGAAGCGCCAUUACAAGCUGUAACUAAGGUAACUGCAGGUGACGGGACUCGCGGGAGAAUACACUUCGAAAGACGGUGCACGGUAAAAAUCAGUAAAAUGGAGAAACAAAAUUUGGGAAAGGAAAGACUUGUAGUACCCACUGAUUUCCUGACGUCAACGGGACUUUCAAGUAAAGUUAAAGGGGACCUUGUGCCUCCGUCGCAUUUUGCAUCAAGUGUCCAAUCUAAAGGAGCACAUGGUGUCGUUCAAACCCCAGUGCCACCUCCACCCAUCUCCUGGAUGAAUCCAGUGCUCACAUCGGCAUCAUCAGGAGAUCCCAGCCCUGCCAAACCAUGGCUGGCCAUCGCUCGGGCUCAGCAGGAAAUCCUGGAGCUGAAGAAGGAAAAUCAGAGGAUCAUGAUGUUACAAGGCAGAAACACUACAGUAGAUCACUUUACAGACCUUAGGAUGAGAUCCACAGAAAACAGAGAGCAGUGGUCCAGACAGGAGUCAGAUUUCCGGCUGGAGGUAGAGAAGCACAAGGCUGAGGCUGACCGAUUGAGAGGGCAGGUUGAAGCCCUGAAGGAGACUGCCGAGAGGUACAGGGAGGAAAUGAGAGACAGAGACAUAACGCUGAGCAGACACAGCCAUGAGAUGGAAAUGAUGCACAAUGAGCUGUCAAAGGCUAAGACUGAACUCAACCAAAUCAGAGAGGAGCUCAGCCUCAGCAGUGCACUGAAGGAGAAAAUAAGCACACAGCUUGAAAAUGUGAAAGCAGAGUCUGCUGAGGAAAUAAUAAGACUGAAGAGAGAGAUGGAUAGGACUAAAGAGGAAUCUAGGGAGCUUGCCCUUAAGGCUGAAAUGAGCAGGUUACAGGCUGAAGAGGAGUCCAAACAGCAGGUUCUCCGGCUGUUGAAACAACUUGAGGAAAUGAAGAAGAAAGAGGAGAUGCAGCUGCAGCAGCUAAAUUUAUCACAUUGUCUCGAGUUGGAUGCAGCAAGAAAUACAAACAGUGAACUACAGGACAAGCUUCAGUUUAUGGCCUCAGAAGUGCAGCAACUGAAAAGUACCCUGAUGGAAGUGUCUAAUGAGAGAGAUGGCCUGAGAGAACAUCUAAGUCAAAUGGGAAAAGCCUUUGAGACACAAUCUACAACGCUGCAUAGCCUCAGAAUUUACAUUGGCCAGCUCGCCCCGGAGAAAGGAGAGAAGGAACGAUUAAAUGAGGCUGUUGAGAGGCUGAGGAAAGAGAAAUCAGCCCUUCAGACGACCACAGAACUUUUAACAGUCAGGCUUCACUCUGCAAAUGAGAUACUCGCCCUCCAAGAGGAGAAAAUAUUGAAGGGGACUCCCAAUGAUCCACUUGUGAGGAAGGAAUCUAAGGGCAUUCAAGUGCUUCAGUUGUGGAGAGAGAAAGUGUUCAAGUUGUGUGUCCAGCUCCGCUCAAAGGACAUCGAGAUUAGGGCAGAGAAGACAAAGCUUCUGUCAGAGGUGAGAUCCAUGGAGCAGCAGCUCCAGCAGGAGCAGCACCAGGCCAGCGUGCUCCAACACAGCCUGCAUGACAGGAUAGCCGAGCUGGACCUGGAAAGAGUGGAAAAGGAGACAUUGAAACAGAACUUGGACAACAUUAAGAAACAACAUGCUGAGUUGAAGUCACAGAGCAAAAAACUCGAGUCUGAUAUUAGAAUCCUAACAGAAGCUUUGCAAAAAUUCAGUCAGGCAUUCGAAAGUAAGCUGAUGGAAGUGGAUGCAGCCAAAGCAAGGUUAAGCACCUCUUUACAGAGGCUUUCUUUUGCUAAAAGGAGAGUGGACACAAUCCAAGGUUUGGUUAUGAGGAGGGCAGCUCUGCAGAAAAUUGAACUGGCCUGUAAACAGACAGAACUGGAUAAUGGCAGCAUCGCCAACCUACAGACGGAGCACAGUUUGGUGUGUGAAGAAAGAAACAGGCUCACCCAGGAGCUCAAAAGAACCCCAGAGCUCAUCGAAAAAGCUCUGGCUGAGCUGAAAACACAAUAUGAGAGCAAAGUGAGGCAGCAGCGGCAGGAGAUGGAGCAGUGCUACGUGGAGGUCCAGCUGGCUGCAGCCGGUCAGGAGAGGGCUGAGGAGAACCUGCAGCAGGUCAGGGCCCAGCUGGAGGAGAGCACCGGCAGCCUAGAGAAGCUCCGCUGUGAACUGCUCCGUCAGCAGGAGCUCAGUGAGCAGGCUCUGCAAGAGAGAGUGUCUGAAAUUGAAGACCGAUGUGCUGAGAAACUGAGAGAGAUGGAGGUUCAGGUCAAUACUUCCCGGAGAGAGCACACCAAAGCAGUUAUGACUUUGCGGCAGUUUCAGAGAGAAGCGAGGAAACGAGAAGAAAUGACACAGGCUCAGCAUUUGGAGAGUGAAAAUGCCAAGCACAGAGUCUUGAAAAAACAACCAAAGAAGACAGAGAAGGAGGAAAGCUUUCUUCCUGUUUCGGGAACAGAAACGGGACCGAUAGCUCCACAAAACACUGCUGAUCCUGGAAAUCAACAAAAAACCUCACUGAGGAUGAGCUCUACGGAAGGAGAGGGGCAUUUACCUCCAGGUGAGAGGCUGCUGGGGGUUUUGGAGGAGCUGAGUGCACUCGGCGCUGCAGUGGUUAACAGCUCUGAGGACUCUGCUGAGGAAGAGGGACAGGGGGAUGGUGCCAGACCGUCACCAGCCAGCCUGCAGAGCUAAUACCUCUACAUGAGUCAUUGGAGCCACGUGGACAAACAUUCAAAGGGAGCACAUUAUGGACAAAAAGGCAUUUUUCCCCAGAACACGGAAAAUAUAUUAGUCAGAAAAAUGACAACCAUGGCACUUUGUGUUACACCCAUAUAUAAAUGUUCACUCAGGGAAUUUCAAAUGCUUUUUCCUGUUUGUUGCUUUGCUGUUAACAAAAACCUCAGGCUCAUUUAAGUAGGCUCACUAAGUAAAAAAACAUUCACAACUAGGCCACAUGCUGCGUUUAAUUCAAUCUACACCUACUGUAAACAUAACAAACAAGGCAGUCUUAGGCAGUGCCCUCUAACUGCAUCGCUAUUUAGUCAUAAUCAAGUAUAGAGAGAAAAUGAGCAGAUCAUCACGUAACCCCUGACAACAAACCAAGUGACUUGCUUUCUGGGCAGAUGCACAUACCUGACUGAGAAGAGCAGUCAUUAUGCCAAAGAAAAUUCACAGCUCAUCGUAUUCAUGUAAGAAUGUAUAUCUGUACAUGGAUAUGAUCAGGUUGUGUUUCUACAAGGAAUAAAGUGUGGACACAUUAUCAGAGUUUGUAUUUCAAUUAAUUUUAAUAUGACUCACAGUAUAGUAUUAUUCUCAGAGAGAGAAGAGUGGACUGGGGAAAUGUGGAAUGUUGAAACUGACCGAAAACACACCAGAGAAUUUUAAUGAAGGCAUCAGGAAAUUGUCAACUUUUGGUGAUAAGGUAAAAAAAAAAAGCUACAUUUUUCAGACAAAGUGAAGCAGUUUGUUGAGCUAAACGUCAGGAAACCAUCCAGUUCUCGUUGCAUCUGCUGUGAAUGUUUAUUCAGAAUAGCAGCUGCUAUUCAAGGUUACCUGUUAUGCAUUUGUGAGCAGAAUGAGAAGAAAUGAGAUCACGCUUUGGCAGAUUGUGGAAACAUUUGAGAGGCUGUGGUCUUACGUUUUGGGCGGAACUUGAUGUAUUUUCUAGAUAAGAGGCAGUCUUUUUUCCAUCUAUAUUAUUUUUAUACAAUAACGGAACUAAAACCCUUCCAAACAUUAAGUUAAAAUCAAUAUUAUAAAAAAUUAUUUUUUGACUGCUGCAUCUUCCACCUUUCUUUCAACUAAAAAGAUUUCUUAGGAUUCUGGGAUACAAAUAAUCCCCAUUUUCAAUUUGAAAAUUGAUGAUGAUGAAUGCCAUGAUGAAGCCGUUAACAGUGCUUAUGUUGUCCUGACAGCUCGUGCAGGUGUGUGCGUGGCGGGGCGGGUGCUGGAGACCCCCGCAGAGGGGCUACUGCUGGAUCCUGCCAGUAGCAUGUGCCUGUCUCAAAGAAGUGAUGGCGAGAUGAAGCUUCAGAAAGCACUGAAGCGCUCCAUCCCUCUGGUCGACUCAUAAGCCGAAGAUUCAAGGUGCUUCAUUUUUUGCUCUAUUGUGCCAUCUAGUGGAGAAUAAAUGUAAAACGUGCAGUGUGAUUAUAAUGUCCCG
Messenger RNA from Menidia menidia (Atlantic silverside), 4336 nucleotides. The record is from the annotation of a GenBank genome assembly. Lineage: Eukaryota; Metazoa; Chordata; Actinopteri; Atheriniformes; Atherinopsidae.